AAGGAAGGGUGAGGCAUGUUAGCAGAGAGUUUAGGGGUUUGGGACUAGCUUAACACUUUUGUAGACUUUACUGUUGUUUAUUAAUAGACGGACGAACUCAAACAGUGGUCGGUUGCUGCUGCCAUCCCUGGUGGAACUUGGACUUUUUGCGUAGUUAAGUAAUUGACCUUAGGACUAAGAAACUCCAGUUGCUUCUGGACCCUCACAGGAGAAAAGCCUUAGCACCUCGCUCCCAUCUACUGCUGGGUCCCAGGGGUCUGGGACCGACCAGCUGCGGGCAGGAGGGCUGUCCAGUGCGUGUGCCUCUGCCAUUCUUCUGUGGCCAUGGAUGCCUCGCCGCGGCUCCUGAUCCGCGGGGGCCGGGUGGUAAAUCAGGACCACUCCCAGUUGGCCGAUGUGCUGGUGGAGGACGGCGUGGUGCGGGCUGUGGGGCCCGACCUCCUAGCGGCUGGAACGUCAGCCGAGGGGCUGAGGAUCAUCGAUGCCACCGGCAAGCUGGUGAUGCCCGGGGGCAUUGACACUCACACGCACAUGCAGUUGCCUUUCAUGGGAUCCCAGUCCAUCGAUGACUUCUACCAGGGCACCAAGGCAGCUUUGGCUGGAGGCACCACCAUGAUCAUUGAUUUCGUCAUGCCUCAGAAAGGCUGCUCCCUUAUUGAGGCCUUUGACAUGUGGAGAGGCUGGGCAGAUCCCAAAGUCUGCUGUGACUAUUCACUUCAUGUCGCAGUUACAUGGUGGAGUGACCAGGUCAAAGAAGAAAUGAGAAUUCUAACACAAAAUAAGGGUGUUAACUCUUUCAAGAUGUUUAUGGCCUAUAAAGACCUGUACAUGAUUAGAGACCAAGAGAUGUAUGCAGCAUUUUCUCAGUGCAAGGAAAUGGGAGCGAUUGCUCAAGUCCAUGCUGAGAAUGGAGACUUGAUUGCUGAGGAGUCAAAGAAAAUGUUGGCCCUGGGGAUAACAGGUCCUGAGGGCCAUGAGAUGUGUCGUCCAGAGGCCAUAGAAGCAGAAGCCACUCUGAGAGCCAUCACCAUAGCUAAUGCUGUGAGCUGCCCACUCUAUGUUGUCCAUGUGAUGAGCAAGUCCUCAGCUAAGAUAAUAGCUAAUGCAAGGAGAGAAGGAAAGGUGGUCUUCGGGGAGCCGAUAGCUGCUGGUCUUGGAACAGAUGGGACUCACUAUUGGCAUGAAGAAUGGCAUCAUGCUGCCCACCAUGUCAUGGGACCCCCGCUAAGACCAGAUCCUUCAACUCCUGAUUUCCUUAUGAAUCUACUGGCUAAUGAUGAUCUCACCACCACUGGGUCAGAUAACUGCACUUUCAGCACCUGCCAGAAAGCCCUCGGGAGGGAUGAUUUUACCAAGAUCCCUAAUGGGAUCAAUGGAGUUGAGGAUCGAAUGUCAGUCGUAUGGGAAAAGGGUGUGCAUAAUGGCAAAAUGGAUGAAAACCGAUUUGUUGCUGUCACCAGCACGAAUGCCGCUAAAAUCUUUAAUCUUUACCCAAAGAAAGGAAUAAUUGCUGUCGGAUCUGAUGCUGACAUUGUUAUUUUGGACCCAAAUGCAACAAGGACUAUUUCUGCAAAAACUCAUAAUCAAGCUGUUGACUUCAAUAUAUUUGAGGGAAUGGUCUGUCACGGGGUACCCGUUGUGACUAUUUCAAGAGGCAAAGUGGUAUAUGAAGCUGGAGUUUUUAAUGUCAAUGCAGGAGAUGGAAAAUUUAUUCCUCGGAAACCAUUUGCUGAAUAUGUUUACAAACGAAUCAAACAGAGAGAUCAGACUUGCAAGCCUACUGCAGUGAAGCGACUCCCCUACAAAGGGGAAGUGAUUGUGUUGAAGGCCAGUGGAAAAAAAGAAGUUUCAGCAUCUGCAACCAGGACAUAGGGCCAUCUCUAAGCCUUUGCUUUAGCAUUCUCAGGUAAAUAAAGCCAAAGGAAAAGGACCCAGAAUACAGUCCCUCCCGCUCAGCCAAAUGCCAGGCAUGGUCUUAUUGAGAAGCACACCUGAUAUCACCACCCAAGAAUAAUUGUGAUGAAAAUUCUUUUCUCUCAGAAGUAAAAUCUGCCUUAUUGCUGGAAUUUUACACAAAAUCAAAUUAUAGAUAUAAAUGAAGAUGAUGAUUUUGGAAAUCUGUAUGAAGGCUAACCAGAAAUCAUUUAGAAUAGUGUCAUUACUUGUCUUGAACAUUUUAAUUUUAUGAAUAGAAGUUAUAUCAUAUUCAGGAUAUAUCUGCCAUUAAAACAUGCAAUUUUCUCUGUUUAUUGUAAUUAAUAAUUUUUUUUAGAUCCUCAUUAGCUGCUUAAAGCAUCAUCUAUCUGUAACAAGUUAUAUUUUUUCCCUGAUACUAGUGGGGUUAGAAUUCAGCAGCAUGAUUUCUCAAAUGUAGACUUUCUCCACAAUUAUAAAAUAAAUUUUCCAUGGAAUCAGA
Phascolarctos cinereus (koala) is the source of this 2416-nucleotide messenger RNA. RefSeq names its product dihydropyrimidinase (gene DPYS). Gene Ontology annotation, cellular component: cytoplasm; cytosol. The record is from RefSeq and is a predicted model, not a curated record. Gene Ontology annotation, biological process: pyrimidine nucleobase catabolic process. Lineage: Eukaryota; Metazoa; Chordata; Mammalia; Diprotodontia; Phascolarctidae. Gene Ontology annotation, molecular function: dihydropyrimidinase activity.